This is a messenger RNA of Periophthalmus magnuspinnatus, 5652 nucleotides long. It is a transcript of the gene znf831, whose product is annotated as zinc finger protein 831. Bases 170 to 4810 code for a protein of 1546 amino acids. The record is from RefSeq and is a predicted model, not a curated record. The transcript has 4 exons. Lineage: Eukaryota; Metazoa; Chordata; Actinopteri; Gobiiformes; Gobiidae.
GUUCUCCUUCCUCAUGUCGUGUCACAGAGCUGCAGUCUGACUGAGGGGAAUGAGACGGCCUGGUAGGGAUAUAAAACGGAUGGCGCCAUCACAGGACUGUGUGCUUGGACAUGGUUAAAAGGUAAAUAGAGACCAGGCUCUGGUGCAUCACGACAGCAGCCCUGUUACCAUGGAGACUGGUAAGCCUGAAUUGGCGAGUGCUGCUCACAUGAGCUCAGUGGUAGCGCAGACGGAGCGGAGGAUGGAGAUACAGGCCCCUCUGACGGCUGUGUACAUCCACACAGUGCCUGCUCUGCCCUCUCACCCACUCCCCCAGCCUCCUCUGGCUGUAGCAGACCCCAGCACUCUGCAUCUGACCAUGCCGCCGCUUUACUCUAAGGAGACGCUGCCUUUCCUGACGCUACACAUCGCUAGUGGACUUCAGCCCGGGCUGAGCGUGACAGCCUCCCCCCCUGCCGCUAAACCCAAAUCAGCAGGAAAACACUUGUGUCCUCAUUGUGGACGGGACUGUAUGAAGCCCAGUGUGCUGGAAAAGCACCUCCGCUGCCACACCGGGGAGAGGCCAUACCCAUGCACGGUCUGUGGAGUGUCUUUUAAAACUCAGAGCAACCUCUACAAGCACAAGCGCACCCAGGCUCAUGCACGACUAUCAUCUGAGUCUGAGCACAGCACCCUGGGCAGCAUGGGCAGCAUGGGCAGCAUGGGAAGCAUGGGCAGCAUGGACAGCUUGUCCCGCUCAACAGAGACUAACAGUUUAUUUGUGGAUGAGCAAAGUGAUCAAAGUGAGUGUAUUGGCAUAGAGAGGGAUGCCAAUUUACAUUUGGCUACUGAAAAGACACCUGUUGGCACUCAAACAUUGGAGAUAAAUGAAAAAAAUUUAAGUGCAAAGGCACAAGAGCAAGCAAAGGUCUCGCAACCAGGUGACAAACCAACAACAGAACGCCCUCCUUCAACAAACCGCCAUGUUGUCCUUCAGAGACAAGAGGCAACUCUGUUUUCCAAACAGUGGGAGAGCUCUGGGUCUAGCAGCAAAUCCCAAAGCCACGAGAGCACUGACUCAGGUUUCAGUGAGAGCAGUGAGCACUACCCCAGCCCAGGGAGUCUGCUACCUGACCACAGCAUGGACUCUCUGACCGAGACCACUGCGGAGCAUGGUGAGGAGUCUGCCAGCCAGAAAGAGAAUCAGGAAGAUAAAAAUGCCAUAAAGGAGCAGGAGAACAAGAGCCUGGAAGAGCGCAUAACCAAACUGAUCUCACAGAAUAGUGCCGUAGUGGAGGAUAAACAUCUGGAAAACGUAAGGCCUCGAAAGACAGCACUGUCAAAGCAAGGCAGUAUUGACCUUCCUAUGCCAUACACUUACAAAGACUCUUUCCAUUUUGACAUGAGGAUUAGUAAGAUAUCAAACCCUCAAAGAAAUAAGAGACCGGGUUUGCACAACUCUGUUCCAACACAGCAGUCAUCAUCAGUAGAACAUGCACCGCUAACUAGAAGCAACUCCCUGCCCUUCAGUGUGAACCUCCUCCAGUCUGACCGGAGCAGUCCUACCUCCUCCUCGUAUCAUAGAGAUUACACAACACUUUUUAGACGAGGAAGUUCAGGCCAGAUAAAUCCAACAAGUUUCUCUAUGAAGUCUGUGAACCAGCAAUUGUCCACCCACCGGCCCUUGGUUCGCCAAGCUGCUGUAGACUGCAACCACGCAACAGACGCUCUCUGCAAGAACUCAUCUGUAGAGGAGGCGUGCACUGGCAGUCUCUCAUGCCACGGUGAGGCUGGUGAUAUUUGUGGAGAUACAAGCAGCAGAAAGUUCCGGAGGAAGAAAGCACAGAAGUUUGCUUACAACAAGUGGUACAUGUACGGAGGUGGAACAUUCAAGAAGUUGUACGAGAUGGAGAGAGGUGGUGAGAACAAGGCUGCCAAGGGAUCUAAAUCUUUACCUAAUCCCGAGGUCAUUCAGAGUCUACAAAAACGUCUCUCAGCGGGACACUGUGAAACUACUGUAGUGUCAAGCCCUAGCUUAGUCAGAAGUGCAACAGUGCACAACCUUGAAACAUAUCCUGCCAAACUUCAACUAAUGCCAAAUGUAAGUUUUAAUACACAAACUAAUCAUAUUUUAGCAUCAUCCACCACCCAGAAAAUGCCUCUUCGGAGAAAUUUGUCUUUGUCAGUACUUCCAUUGUCUUUUCUUUCUUUGACACCAAACCUAAAUAUAGAUACCAAUAAAAGAAGUGAGGCAAGCAAUUUUAAAACUUCUUGCUCUGUCUCUCAAAGUCAAGUGAACGUUCCCUCUGACAGAAAAAAACAAAGAACUGAUGAGAAACUAUGUUCCCAGGGGAUGGAGACUGAGCAAAACCUUCCUCAGCCACAACUCAACAAUAUAAACAUUCAACCAAAUUCAACUCCUGUGUCACUUUUUCCAACAAAUACAAUCAAUAUAAAUGCACUACCUGUUACCAACACACCAGCCACGUCUAUUACCACUGCUGCUCAAAACAGUUUUAUGCCCAAGUACCAGCUUAAGUUGCCUAAUUCUCAGGAGUACGAUUCUAAUUCAUCAAUACAGGUUGGAUCUAAACUAACACAAAAUAACAUCGUCUCUGUAUCUGUAUCUGCAUCUACUGUCACAACUACAGCGUCAAAGAAAGACACUUUAAUUUGGACUCACCAGAAUAUCACAUCCAGUAAUUGCAGUUUCUUACUAAGCAAAUCUAUGCCAUGCACUGCCAGCCAUAUCAAUGCAAUUUCUCCUCUGGUUUACAAGUGUCCCGUGGCAGACACAAAAACCACCUCCAGUUUACGGAAUUCCCAUGCAGGGCUUUUCAGUACAACAAUACAAUCGUCCCCAUUUGAAGCUGGAGUUCCAACAACUACGAAAAAUAAUAGUGUCUCUUUCACCCCCAUCCAUAGAACCCAAUCAUCUCCUGCUGCUUUUACUGCUUUUGUACCCACACAGCAACAUGAGGCAUCACAGAAAAGUUCCCCAUCACCUUUGCAACCACAAACUGCAUUCAACCCUGACACAAAUACCCCAGUAAUACCUUGCCAACUAGUGCCUGGCCAGCAGACUGUGCCAAAAGUGUUUCAUGUUCAAACACCAGAUCUUCAAAUAUGCUUUCAAAUGAUAUCUGACGAGCAGUUGGCACUUAUUGAACCACAGAUUGAGAAGCAAAUAGGUAGCAGGCACAUACCAACUGAACAAGUGCAUGCUGCAACAGAAGGUGUGAAAAUCAACACAACAGUGGGCACUGAUAAACAAACCAGCCAUAGUCAUCAUGUGUCAAACAAGGAAGUGGACCCACUAAACAAGGACAGCGCUAAGCCUUCAAUAUGUGAUAAAUCUGAAAAAGAACGGCCAACUGUCCACAUGAGUCAACCCAUUGGUCAGCCUUCAGCCUUGUCCACACACCCACACAUUUGCAGCCAAGUAAACAAGGUCGCAAAGGAUGGGACUUCUGAGGGAGAUGAGUUGUUGGCAGUUGCCCCACCCGAAGACAACAUCUUGAAAAUAAGUAAAAUUGCACAAAAAACUCAAUUUUGUAAAGUUGCUGCCCAGGAUUGUCACUUGCCAGAAGUAGAGAAAAGCAGGGGUGAGCUAUUCUCACACACCUCUGACGAACACAAUACAAGCUCUGCAGCUGUCACUUGUACUCCCCAUAGUCCAGUAAACAAUGGAGUGCGUAAGUGUGAGGAGAAUCAUACAACAUUUAGAAAUGAAGAUCUGUGUUUUGGAAAUUCAACUGAAACAGUCACCAGAACCAGUCUUCAGCUCUCCAUGGUGUCACUCAGUCUAUCUCAAACUAACCAAAUCUCUGACAAGGUGGGACUUUCAGAAGGAUCAGCUCUGGCACAUGAAGCUGAGUUUAAACAGACUGCCUCUGUAACUCCAGUGUCUACUGAAGAGGCCAAAGCAGCUGCUACAAAUAUUCCAGACCAUUCUACAGGGAGCAAUGAAGGAGGAUCUGUUAGACGUCUGGAGCCACAGUCACACAGUGGGACCCCUGAGCAGCAGCAAGAGGAGCAGCCUGAAGAGCAACCUAAGGAGCAGCCUGAGGAGCAGCCUGAGCAGAAACCAGAGCCACCUCGCACAGACAGAGAGGGCUUCACUUACAUUCAGCUGGACACUCAGCAGGUAGAAGAGGCCAGUGCCAGGGUGGAUUCCUUUCCAAAUGGAUGGCUAUCAGAACAGCAGCCACUUCAGCAUCUUUCCCAGACACAAUCAGGACUGUGUGUGUGCCCUUCACAGCGCCCUGGCAUAGACCCAAAUCUACAGUCCAGCAGCAUAAUGGCAAAUAACGACUUCUGCAAUGUCCCACCAACGUCGCUGGUAAAGACUAACUCUUAUUUGCCUCAACACAUAGGAACUGUCUCUGUUUUAAGUCAAGCAAAUCCAAAUAAAGGUCCCUAUGACAAGAUGGUUUUGGAGGUAGGAUUUCAGGAAGCUGGACAAUUUCAGCAGCAAGACCAAAGACACGAUAGUGAAGCUUGCAAUGCCAUGGUUAACUCUGGUACAACUCACAUGAUAACAGCCUAUAUGUCUCAAAGCCAUACAAAUGAACCAAGAGAAGCCUACCUGCCCAACAGCUCUGCAUGUUUUAAUAUGUCAAGGCAGACCAAUGCCAUUUUCUCUGAGCACAUAAGCCAAGACAAACCACCUCCGCCAUGUGACAAGUUCCCCCUUUUAUUUGGGAUGGGUCAUUCGUUCAGUUAUCCCUCAACCGACACUCUGAGUGGGGCAGUGCGGGUGGUGCAGAGCAGUAUGGAAGCGGAGGACAGCAGCAGUGAUGAUGAAGGGAAGCUUAUCAUUGAGCUGUAGGAAAUGACAAUCAAGAAGUUUAUAUUUAUUCACAGGCCCAUGAGGCACAAUUUGCAUUAUUUGUAAUUGAAACACUGCAAAUAUCACAAAUUAAUUUUUCUUUUAUAUUGAAAAUGUGGACCUUGAUGCAUUUUUCCAAAGAAGUUUUGUUGAAUAUUUAAAUUGAGUCUGUUCUUAGGAGCAGUUUUCUAAUCAAUAUUGAUACUUUGCAGCUGAUGUCAUCAACAUUUCCUGGGGAUGUGAAGCUAACUGUAGGCACUGCUCUGUCUGAAGUUGUCUGAAGCUUUUACUCAAGUAAAGCUUUAAUCUGAGCUGUAUUUGAACACAAUCUGACAGUUAAGAGCUGACUAAAGUUAGGACAGGUGAGCUGAUUUUGUACUGUUAAAUAAGUCCCUCUCAAAUAGCAUACAGUCACAAGCUAGCUAGCAUUAGCCAACAGUUUUCAGUUAGCAAACUCAAAAUUUUGGUUGAAACAGGACCAUGAACGGACACACUGCUCACAUGCUCCUCAAAUGUGUAGUUUAAAUCCAUUUUGUAUUCUUUCUUGGGUUUUCAGACUAUCUUAAAACUUUUUGGCAGUGUUUGCUAAUGUGUGCAUUGUGUCACCAUGGUAACUGUGUUGAACAUUCCGUCAUAGACAUAUAUGCAAAACACCGCCAGCGUGAUGUCACUGCAAAGUAUCAGUUGUCCGAUAACUUCAAACUUAACUUUGUCGGUGUCAGUUCUUUUCAUUCUAAAUUGAAGCUGUAAUUUCUUUUGUACAGAGCAUACACGUUCAGUUAAAUGUUCAAAGUAAUUUUAUUAUCAAAGUUAUUACACUGUCGCAUCAUUGUUAUUUUCCG